Messenger RNA from Oncorhynchus keta (chum salmon), 1786 nucleotides. RefSeq lists its product as uncharacterized. NCBI's taxonomy places the organism in Eukaryota, Metazoa, Chordata, Actinopteri, Salmoniformes, Salmonidae. The coding region runs from base 474 to 1532 and encodes 352 amino acids. The record is from RefSeq and is a predicted model, not a curated record. The transcript is spliced from 2 exons.
AUACUGAAUAGGCUCGUGGCAAGUCCCCCAAAAUGUUGUUACCCAAGGUUUAACAAACCCCAACCAGGUACACAUCCAUACUGAAUAGGUUUAACAAACCCCAACCAGGUACACAUCCAUACUGAAUAGGCUCGUGGCAAGUCCCCCAAAAUGUUGUUACCCAAGGUUUAACAAACCCCAACCAGGUACACAUCCAUACUGAAUAGGCUAGUGGCAAGUCCCCCAAAAUGUUGUUACCCAAGGUUUAACAAACCCCAACCAAGUACACAUCCAUACUGAAUAGGUUUAACAAACCCCAACCAGGUUUAAUGUCUAACAUCUCCCAUAUAUGAAAUAGAUGUGUCAAAAUAUGUGACUGUAAUGGUGGUUAAAUGGAUAAAUAUUGUGACACACCCCCUUAACUCAUUAUUUUGGGUCUGCGGUCAACACACACCAGGUGAUACUGUCUUUUCUCCAGGCAGGACCAAUCAGGAAUGACUGAGAGAACAUUUGACUGUCUUUUCUCCAGGCAGGACCAAUCAGGAAUGACUGAGAGAACAUUUGACUGUCUUUUCUCCAGGCAGGACCAAUCAGGAAUGACUGAGAGAACAUUUGACUGUCUUUUCUCCAGGCAGGACCAAUCAGGAAUGACUGAGAGAACAUUUGACUGUCUUUUCUCCAGGCAGGACCAAUCAGGAAUGACUGAGAGAACAUUUGACUGUCUUUUCUCCAGGCAGGACCAAUCAGGAAUGACUGAGAGAACAUUUGACUGUCUUUUCUCCAGGCAGGACCAAUCAGGAAUGACUGAGAGAACAUUUGACUGUCUUUUCUCCAGGCAGGACCAAUCAGGAAUGACUGAGAGAACAUUUGACUGUCUUUUCUCCAGGCAGGACCAAUCAGGAAUGACUGAGAGAACAUUUGACUGUCUUUUCUCCAGGCAGGACCAAUCAGGAAUGACUGAGAGAACAUUUGACUGUCUUUUCUCCAGGCAGGACCAAUCAGGAAUGACUGAGAGAACAUUUGACUGUCUUUUCUCCAGGCAGGACCAAUCAGGAAUGACUGAGAGAACAUUUGACUGUCUUUUCUCCAGGCAGGACCAAUCAGGAAUGACUGAGAGAACAUUUGACUGUCUUUUCUCCAGGCAGGACCAAUCAGGAAUGACUGAGAGAACAUUUGACUGUCUUUUCUCCAGGCAGGACCAAUCAGGAAUGACUGAGAGAACAUUUGACUGUCUUUUCUCCAGGCAGGACCAAUCAGGAAUGACUGAGAGAACAUUUGACUGUCUUUUCUCCAGGCAGGACCAAUCAGGAAUGACUGAGAGAACAUUUGACUGUCUUUUCUCCAGGCAGGACCAAUCAGGAAUGACUGAGAGAACAUUUGACUGUCUUUUCUCCAGGCAGGACCAAUCAGGAAUGACUGAGAGAACAUUUGACUGUCUUUUCUCCAGGCAGGACCAAUCAGGAAUGACUGAGAGAACAUUUGACUCAGAAAGUUGUGUAUUGAACAGCUACCAUAAAGUGAAGUUUGCAUUCAUCAUAAAUAUUCAUAUUUGAUAUUUUAGUUUACAUUCAUCAUAAAUAUUCAUAUUUGAUAUUUUAGCAUAUUGUAUCUGUGUGUUUACAGGUCCAAAAUGCGUUAAGAUAUUCUAAUGCUGUUUGUUUGUGUAUGUAGGGCAGACGACUGACUGCUUGUAUUCCUAAUUUGAGCAAUAUCAGAGCUUUUUACACAACCAUCCAUUUCAUAUAAGGUUGGGCUUUGUUAUACCUCGGGUAGAGGUCUCUCAAAACAUAAAUAAAUAAAUAUUCAU